AUGGUACGAACUAGAGGCGCAUCAUUUUCCCGUGGAGAGGCUUCAUCGUCUCGUGGUCAACCAUCAUCUUCAUCACAUGAUGAAAGGAGACGACCUACGGCUUCUGUUCGAAGAAGACGCCAUGAGGAUGUUCAAGAGCAGGAUGACUAUAGUGAGGAAGAAGAUGAAGAUGAAGAUGAAGAUGGAGAUGAAGUUCAAGAUGAUGGAUUUCCAAGAGGUCCACAUGACACCUCCUUGCUUACACACUAUUCCCAGCAUGAUCGAGGGGAGAUUCAAUUGAAGACCCAUGGUAAAAAAUUAAAAAAUUUUGGAAUGUAUCAUGAGGCUAUCGAGCCAUAUAUAUCCAUGUCGGGGUUGGCUUCCUUAGUCAACCUAUCCUACGAGUAUGCUGAUCAUGGAUUGACCGUUUCACUUGCGGAGAGAUGGCAUCUAGAGACAAAUACUUUCCAUCUUCCGGUAGGCGAGAUGAACGUCACAUUAGAUGACGUUCACAAUCUGCUCCACCUACCUAUCAUGGGGCAAUUUUGUGAGGUGGAGGACCUAGAGUACGAUGAGGCUCGAUCUCAUCUUAUGGACUUGCUUGGCGUCGACCGCGCCAAAGCUUCAGCCAAGAUGAAGAAGUCACGCGGUCCAAAAGUGCGGCUGAGUUGGCUCCGCGAGAGUGGGAAUUUGAUUCGUGUCUCGUACCUCCUUCUGUUGCGAGACUUGAAUGCAUGUUCGAGAUAUGCCUGGGGAGCAGCUACACUGGCACACACUUAUGAGCAGCUAGGAGAUGCUAGCUUUAGUGGUGUCAGACAGAUAGCUGGAUAUUCCACUCUUCUACAGAGUUGGAUAUAUGAGCACCUUCCUGGGAUGGGAAGGAGGCAAGUCUCAGAUACGUACACAGAUCUCCAUCCACGAGCUUCACGAUACAUACCUUCGAGACAGGGAUGGAUCCGACUAGGCUACAUGAUUCACCGGCAUCUGCCUGAACGUGUGUUGCGUCAGUUUGGUUUUCAGCAGAUCAUACCACGUUCGCCUGAGAGCCUUCCGAUGCCAGAGAUUCAUACGAUUGAUCAAAAUUGGUUGAGGUAUCUAGAGCAUGCCGUUACUGGUGCUGUUGAAGCUGAGGACCCCUCUGCGUGUGUUGACGGAUACUUGGCGUGGUUUAGACGAGUGUCCCACCCGUACAUCACUCCAGCUAACGACGAUGAUCGACCCAGUCUUGCACCGCACAUGAGGCGACACCUUCCGGAUGACAUCCCGGUGCCCCCAGUUCGUCGUAGACGAUCGCCUGAAUCUGGAUUGUUGGGUGGUAUGAGGCAUGUGAUCAGGAUGCUGCAGGGCAUGUUAAGCUGUCAACACGUCACACAGAACGCUGUAGUCUAUGAGAAAACUAAUCAGACAUUACAGGUUGCUCGUAGAUCUGUUGAGGAGUACGAGGCUGCUACUACUAGUAGAGGUGCUCGUCAUGUGCGCGGACGAGCAUCAUUUUCUUUAGGGACAGAUUCAUAUAUGUUUAUUUUGUAA
Molecule: messenger RNA, 1509 nt
Organism: Vigna radiata var. radiata (mung bean)
Lineage: Eukaryota; Viridiplantae; Streptophyta; Magnoliopsida; Fabales; Fabaceae
Product: protein MAIN-LIKE 1-like
Exons: 7
Coding region: 1-1509 (502 amino acids)
Biological process (GO): meristem development; meristem maintenance
Source: RefSeq, a predicted model, not a curated record